ACAGAUAACCAGCAGAAAUACUAAUUGCGAAUGAUGAAUAUAUUUUACAUUUACUUCAAAUGUGAUGCCGAUUUGUAGCAUGGCGUUUGCAUUAAAAAGCACACUUCACGUUAACAGAAAAUUAUUAUCAGUUGGACAGGUAUUUGUGCGAACGAUGGCUAAUAGUUAUCUCGUAAACGACUCUAAAUAUUCUUUUCUUAAAGAACUUGGAUUGGAAACCGUCAAUUACGGCGUUUAUGACGGCCAGUGGAAAGGAUCGGGAGAUACAGCAAAGUCAAUUUGCCCGAGCAAUGGUAAAGUUAUUGCAGAAGUCAAACGAGGGUCUCUUCAGGAUUAUGAGUCUUGUGUAAGAGCAGCUGAAAAUGCAUGGCAAUAUUGGGCCGAAGUUCCCGCUCCAAAAAGAGGAGAAAUUAUUCGUCAAAUUGGGAAUGCAAUCAGAGAUAAGCUAGAACCUUUAGGAAAACUAGUUUCACUGGAAAUGGGUAAAAUUUUAGCGGAAGGUCGGGGAGAAGUUAUUGAAUUCAUUGAUAUAUGUGAUUACGCUGUUGGUCUUUCCAGAACAAUAUCAGGAAAUGUUUUUCCAUCAGAAAGACCAGGUCACGAUUUAAUGGAACGAUGGAAUCCCCUUGGGCUUGUUGGUAUUAUAACAGCUUUUAAUUUCCCUAUAGCAGUCUACGGAUGGAAUAGUGCUAUUGCUCUUGUUUGUGGGGACACACUGCUAUGGAGAGGUUCUGAGACAACACCAUUAGUUUCGGUGGCAACAACCAAAAUUGUUUCCGAAGUUCUAACAAGGAACAAUCUUCCAGGUGCUAUUUCAACAUUAUGUUGUAGUGGUAUUGAUGUGUCUAGAGCCAUGACACAAGAUCCUAGGAUUAAACUGUUAUCUUUCACGGGAAGUACUCAAGUUGGAGAACAGAUUGGUGUCGAAGUCCAAAGGAGAUUUGGUAAACUCCUCUUAGAAUUAGGGGGUAACAACGCAUUCGUUGUGGCAUCAGAUGCUGACCUCAACAUGGUCAUUCAAGCACUCGUUUUUGCCUGCGUGGGUACAGCAGGACAAAGAUGCACUUCGACUAGACGUUUGAUUCUACAUAAAUCUGUGUACAAUGAAGUUUUACAGCGUCUUAAAAAAGCAUAUGAAAAAGUUUUUAAUAGAAUCGGAGACCCUCUCGAAUCCAAUACCCUCAUCGGGCCCUUACACAGUCAGAAAUCAUUGGAUAACUAUAAAAGUGCAAUAGAAGCUAUUAUUAAGGCGGGGGGAAAAAUCGAAUUUGGAGGAAAGAUCAUUAACAGACCAGGGUACUUCGUUGAACCUACGAUUGUAACAAAUCUGAAAGCCGAUCAUCCCCUUGUUCAAAGUGAAUGUUUCGCGCCUAUAGUUUAUGUACUUGAAGUUAAUAGCAUUGAAGAAGCUAUAAGAUAUAACAAUAACGUUCCCCAAGGAUUAUCGUCAACACUAUUUACACAAAGUAUCGAAAACUUUUACAAGUGGAUUGGCCCGAAAGGCUCCGACUGCGGAAUCGUUAACGUAAACGUAUCAACCUCGGGUGCUGAAAUUGGGGGCGCGUUUGGUGGUGAGAAACACACAGGAGGGGGAAGAGAGUCCGGAAGUGACGCAUGGAAACAAUAUAUGCGAAGAUCCACAAUUACCGUUAAUUACUCAAAAGAAAUGCCUUUGGCUCAAGACAUAUCUUUUGAUUAAAUUAAUAUUAUAAGUAAUAAAUAAUAUUAAGUUUAUUUCCACUAUUUCCGGUCACGUAUUCAAUUUCUUUUUCUUAAUUAAAAAAUGCCUUAAUUAA
Messenger RNA from Agrilus planipennis (emerald ash borer), 1796 nucleotides. RefSeq names its product putative aldehyde dehydrogenase family 7 member A1 homolog (gene Aldh7A1). The transcript has 8 exons. Gene Ontology annotation, molecular function: aldehyde dehydrogenase (NAD+) activity. Bases 65 to 1699 code for a protein of 544 amino acids. The record is from RefSeq and is a predicted model, not a curated record. Lineage: Eukaryota; Metazoa; Arthropoda; Insecta; Coleoptera; Buprestidae.